AUGACUACUUCUGAUAAUCUAGAAUCCCCUAUUUAUGUUUUUCAAUUGCCUGCUAGAAUUGUUAAUGAGUUAGCGACUUUGUUAGAUCCUGGGGAUUGUUGGGAGACGAUAGCCUUUUUAAUGCCCGGAAUUCAGGAUAUUGACACCGAAGCAUGCAAAAAACUCGCUGUAACUAGUGAUGGCCAUCCAACAGAAACUUUGCUUAGAAUUUGGGGGUCAAAAGGUUAUCGAAUACUGGAUUUGUAUAAAAUAUUUUUUCGUGCUAAACUUAUUCGAUGUAUGCAGAUUCUGUUGCCUUUCGUUGAACCAAAAUUUCACAAAUAUGCCCAAGUAUGUGAUGAAGAACCUCAACAGCAACAAGCACCUUUUCCUUCAAUUGGAAGAAAUAAUUUAAUUAAUAAUAAUUUAAAUGAAUCAAAAAAAGCCUCAGUUGCAAAACAGGGAUCUUUUGGUUCUGCAAGUAAUGCAAUUUUAACUGGUCUACAAAGCACUUUAACUGUCCCCUAUUCUGAUAUAAUUAUUGCAACACAAAAUUGGGCAUCAGAACAAAUACUUGGAAAGGGUGGUUAUGGGGUUGUUUACAAAGGAAAUUGGAAGCAUACUGAAGUUGCUGUUAAACGAAUUCAGGGAAAGAAAAAUGGAAGAGGAGAAGAGUUUGAACAGCAUCAAAAAGAACGUUUACGUCAAAGCCUACAAGAAUUACGAACUCUAGCCAAAUUUAGACAUGACAACAUUUUAUCUUUAUAUGGGUAUUCUUUGGAUGGUCCAGAACCUUGUUUAAUAUAUCAAUUUAUGUCUAAUGGAUCUUUAGAGGAUAGAUUACUUUGUAGGAAUUCAACACCUCCACUUGACUGGCCUCUUCGUUUAUCAAUAUCAAAAGGUGUUAGUUGUGGCCUCCAUUUUCUCCACACAACAGGGACAAUGCCUAUAAUCCACGGCGACGUAAAAUCAGCAAAUAUAUUAUUAGAUAAACAUUAUGAACCAAAAUUGGGAGAUUUCGGCUUGAGUCGAGAUGGACAAUUAGAAAAUUUUGAAGAUGGGAAAAAGCCAAUGAUAGCAUCACAUAUAAAGGGGACUUUAGCUUAUUUACCCCCAGAAUUUACUACAAGCCAAAUUUUGACAACAAAAUUGGAUGUUUAUAGUUUUGGUGUAGUUUUGUUAGAAAUGGCUAGUGGACAACGAGCUUUUUUGUCUAAUAGAGAACCUCAAGGAUUGGUUGAAUAUACUAAUAAAUAUUAUAGAUUGGAUGGAGGUGCUAAAAUGGCUGAAAUUUUGAGUGAUAAAAGAAUUGUUAUAGGUGAGGGGGAGAGAAAGAGAAUUUAAG
Meloidogyne enterolobii is the source of this 1324-nucleotide messenger RNA. The record is from the annotation of a GenBank genome assembly. NCBI's taxonomy places the organism in Eukaryota, Metazoa, Nematoda, Chromadorea, Rhabditida, Meloidogynidae.